Molecule: messenger RNA, 855 nt
Organism: Triticum turgidum subsp. durum (durum wheat)
Lineage: Eukaryota; Viridiplantae; Streptophyta; Magnoliopsida; Poales; Poaceae
Source: the annotation of a GenBank genome assembly
AUGGACGGCUUCCGGGCCCUGAUCGCCGCCGGGGCCACCGCCGUCUGCUGCGUCGUCUGCGCCAUCUGGGCAUUCCGCUCCCCUUCCCCCCCUCCCCCCAAGAAGCAGCAGCCCAUUCCUUCAGGCUGCUGCGGCUGUGCUUCCUGUGGUUGCUGCGCCAAUACCACUUUCCCCAGCGCCAACGGCGAGAUGGCCGUCGGCGGGGAGAUGAACAAGGCGCCGGCGCCAGCACCUGCAACGACGGGCGCCUCCAUGAUGGAGCAGCUCGUGCCUGAGAUCACCACCCACGCGCUCAGCUACCUCGACUGUACUAGCCUCUGCCGCCUCUCGAUGACCAACUCAGCCAUGCGCCGUGCCGCCAACGACGAUGGGGCUUGGAAGGCGCUCUACCACAAGGAUUUUACAGCGGAGCAGGAUACUAUAACUCCACCUAACGGCUGGAAGGCAUACUAUGCAGCUACAAAGGCCAUCAUGAAUGUGAAUGCCGAGUUCUAUAAUAUCAUCAGGGAAGGAUCCUUGCCAGCAAUGAGUCACUUCUGGCUUAACUCAGACUAUGUAAAAUGUGUACAUGCUACUGGAGAACUUUUUACAGGAUACAAUGCAGUGAUGAACAGCUGGGGCUUGUUAUUCAACUGGGGCCAAGAUGGAGGCCAGGGCACUGAUUUUCAGCUACGGGAUGUCAGAGCUCGUGUACUUGCUGAUGUAGCAUGGGUUAACAUGAAGGUUCAUGUCGAUGUUGACCCAGGGCCGUUCCAUGUGACCAAUGUAUACGAGUUCCGUAAUGGCAGGUGGUAUAUGGUUCAUCACCAUAGCUCGCUCAUGGCUGACCCGGCGCCACAUAAUCUGUUUGGCUGA